UAGAGGUGUGGUCUGUCCCUGGCAGGUAAGUUUACCCCAAAGUGCUGCCAAGAAACAGGGAUAAUAAAAAUCGAGGUGUCCCCACCUCCCUGUGACUCAACUCAUGCCUGAUAGAGAUGAUAUUACGUUGCUUCACUUGCCAAGCAUCACUAGAGGAAGGUGCGCAGAUUACAGAGACAGACAGUCAGACUAUCUGCAUGGACAUCUGAAAAAGCUGCUCAGACCCCAUGAGAGGCUGAACAGAGCAGUGAAUGUCAUGGAGGAGGGAAUUGAUAACCCCAGCUUUGUUUCUAGUGGAGACUUGGAUCUGCAAUCCUUGGAGAAGAGGAAUGGAACCCUGCAACCCCCAUCUCAGCCCCCAGAAGUGUCCCAUCACUCUGAGGAGGAGUUUGAAGAAGGUCCCUGUGGAUGGGGUAGCUGUGUCCCAAGGUGCCUGCAGUGGUGCAACAACCCCAAGGGGUAUUUAUUGAUGUACAGCCUUCUGGCUAUUAUGCAAGGUACUCUAGUGAACGGUUUGGUAAAUGUUGUAAUUUCUACCAUAGAGAAACGUUACAGCCUGAACAGUUCCUUGACCGGAUUAAUUGCUGCAAGUUAUGACAUUGCAUUUUGCCUUUUAUCACUUUUUAUAUCUUUCUAUGGACAAAGAGGUCACAAGCCGCGAUGGCUUGCUUUCUCAGCAUUUAUGAUUGGACUUGGAGCACUCGUAUUUUCUGUGCCUCAUUUUGCUAGUGGAUCAUACGAGUUUGGAAGCAAAUUCAAUGAGGAAUGUGGCUCCACUGGGACUAACAGCACUCUUGUAGAUUGUACAAAUGAGAACAAAAAAUCUUCACUCUCUAAUUUCCUCUAUGUCUUCAUUCUGGGCCAGCUGCUUAUGGGAGUUGGGGGAACUCCUCUGUACACCCUUGGAACAGCAUUUUUUGAUGACAGCCUCCCCACUCACAAAUCAUCACUAUAUAUAGGGAUUGCAUAUGGAAUGUCUGUAGUAGGACCUGCAGUGGGUUACCUAAUAGGAGGACAACUUUUAGAUAUAUACAUUGAUUUUAAUACGGGUGUACGUGUUGGUCUUACGCCAAGUGAUCCUCGGUGGCUCGGUGCGUGGUGGAUUGGAUUUUUAAUUUGUGGUUUUAUAACGUGGCUGCUGAUAGCACCUUUUUCUUGUUUCCCAAAACAUUUGCCAGGAACAGCACAAAUACAGUCUGAAAGAAUAUCUCAGGCUCAUAAUGAUGGAAGUGAAAAUAUUGUCGAUGAAAAAAAUCUGGGUAAAGGUUUUAAGGAUUUUCCCAUUUCAUUGUGGUUGAUGUUGAAAAAUCCAGUCCUUAUGGCUUUAACGUUUGCAAGCUGUGCCGAUGCAUUCAUCACCACAGCAUUUGCUGCUUUUCUCCCCAAAUUUAUUGAAAACCAGUUUUCACUGACCUCCAGCUUCUCUGCAAUUUUAGGAGGUGGUGUUUUAAUCCCAGCAGCAGCCAUCGGCCAAAUUGUAGGUGGACUUAUUAUUUCCAAAUUCAAAAUCGAAUGUAAAAAUUCAAUUCUCUUCUCAAUAAUCAUGUCGUUUGUAUCGGUGGCUCUUAUGACCGUAUUUAUUUUUGCAAAAUGUGGGAACGAUCCAUUUGCAGGUGUUUCUAUUUUAUAUAACGGAACCGGAGAAAUCGGGGAAAUCUCUGCCCCGUGUAACAGCAACUGCUCCUGUGCGCGUUCCUUUUAUGACCCAGUUUGUGGUUCGGAUGGAGUGCAGUAUUUUUCAGCUUGUUACGCAGGAUGCUCAUCCAUUACACUAGAUGGCAGUAACAAGAUAUAUAGUAACUGCUCAUGCAUUGGAGAUAAGGUUCGGACAAUAGAAAACCACGCUGCAAGAUUUAACGAAUCACAAGUCAUCGCAGGGAAAUGUAAAACUACCUGUACAAGUUUAAUACUAUUUAUGGCGUUCUUUUUUUGUGUGGUUGUUGCCACUUUCAUGAUCGCCACUCCAGUAACGAUGGCCAUUAUAAGAUGUGUGCCAGAUAAACAAAGAGCCUUUGCCCUUGGUGUGCAGUGGUCAUUUAUAAGAUUAUUAGGUUCUAUUCCUGGUCCUAUUUCAUUUGGUGUUCUAAUAGACAGUAGUUGCAUGCUCUGGAACAUAAAUGAGUGUGGAACAAAGGGAGCAUGCUGGACUUAUAAUAAUCCAGACACAUCUAUCAAACUUAUAAGCGUCAGUGCAGCAAGCAAGGCGAUCACUAUAAUAUUCCUUUUUGUGGCAUACUUCAUUUACAAACCUCCUCCAAGCAAAACAGAACCUGAGAAAGACAGCGACAAAAUAAUAUCUUCAGUGUCCCUUUAAAAUUUCUCAAACACUGAAGAUGUUUCGUACUGUAUGGGCACCAAGGGGAAAUAAUGGACAGUAUUUUCUAGUUUUAACAAUAUAGAAUUUAUUAUAUUGCAUACACCCAAAGAGCUUAUUUUAAAACUUUAAACUAGAUCUGGCAUAGUCCAUUUUUACAGCAUUGUGUAGGUAAUUUAAAAACUGUGUAUAGUUUGUGUUGUUGAAAGAAAAUUCCAAUACAUUAUUCAUAUUUAAGUUAAUGGAUGGCAUGGAAUGGAAUUUCUUUGCGUAUGAAGUUGAACGAACCAUUAAAAACGUUCUGCAAAGUGCUAACCCGAGGCAGUUCUGUAGAUCGUUCGAUGUUUGGAGUUAUACUUGCAUACACAUUCUUAUGAUCUCUCCAAACCUUGCUUGAGGAUAACUUAAACAUGAAAGAUUAUUAUUAUUAUUAUAAUUUUAAAUUAAAUUGUUUUAUUAAGAAAACAAACCGUUUCAGUUUUUUAAAAUCUAGAAAAGAAAGUAGUAAACUCGUGAUUUGACAUUACGAAUACAGGAGUACUGGUAACUAAGAAAAAAGAUAAGGUAGAUGUACAUUUUUGUUGAUAUAAAUCCGCACAACUAAAAACUAUUAAAACAAAAAAUUCUUUAAAAAUUUAAUUUUAAUACAGAAAUAGCACUGUACUGCAGAUUAGUAAAGAAUAGUACAGAUUUUUAUUUAGAGGUUAUAUUAACCUUAAUUAGUGUAUAAAUAAAUUUAGUGGAUAACCGAUUAAUGUCAACAAAAUACAACCUGGUGUUGCAACUUUUUUAAAGUUCAUUUAUUAAAACUGAUUUGUAAUGAAUUUAAAGCAAUAUAUUGGGAUUUGAUAAUGUUCACCUGAAGCAGUAAUUUAAAUCUCAAAAGCUACCUCUGUAUUUUUGUGCCGAUCUCUUACUAGUGGAUAUUUUUGGAGUAAAUUAUGUAUUAUAAAUGAAAUUGACUAUGUACAGAAUAUACAGUAUAUUUUUAUUAUUGGGAAUAUAAUUGUUAGUAAUGUAUGACAUGUGUUCAGUGUUCUGCAGCUGACACUAUUACCAAUUUUUCUAUGUUAUUUAAUAAUCUAGGUUUCCAAAUUCAGGUCUAUGGACUACAUGC
Molecule: messenger RNA, 3431 nt
Organism: Pelobates fuscus (common spadefoot toad)
Lineage: Eukaryota; Metazoa; Chordata; Amphibia; Anura; Pelobatidae
Product: solute carrier organic anion transporter family member 4C1-like
Exons: 13
Coding region: 104-2314 (736 amino acids)
Biological process (GO): sodium-independent organic anion transport; transmembrane transport
Cellular component (GO): plasma membrane
Molecular function (GO): protein binding
Source: RefSeq, a predicted model, not a curated record